AUGUCGGAUGCGCUCCUGAGUUUUGAAGAAAUUCGUGACAAGCUGCACGCGCGUGGCUACUCGAAGCACCAUAUUUCGGAAGAAGGUCUAAGUUCGCGGGAUAAGCAGACGCUUCUCGAGGUUUUGCGCGCGUUGCUGGCGGAGCACGAUGAAGAAGUACAAUUACGAGAAAAACUACUCGUGCGUAACCGCGAGCUAGAGCAGACAUUAGAGAGAAAUAAACGAUCAAGGAAACAGGACGAAAAUUUUUCGAACGAGAGGGAUGCAAAACUUCACAACGCCCAGAUGCAACUGCAAAGCGCACAGGCUGCGCUCAAUGAAGAGCAAGUAGCUCACCGCAUAACGCGCGAUCAACUUACGCGCACGCGAAAGCAAAUGAAUCAAAUCAAAACAGCUGCGAGCCAGUACCGAACAUCGGCUGAAAGGCAAGUUGAUCGACUGAGGGAGCGCGCCACGGCGCUGACCAAAUCGGGACUGAAGGCACUGGUUCCUGACAUUCGCAUUGCCAGUCCAUCGUUCCUCACACAGAGCAGCUCCGAGUCUGGUGAUCUGCAAGAAAAAUCACUAGAAGAGACGGAAAAGCGAAAUGCAGCCUUGUUAGAAACAUGUCAUGCACUGAAGCGCCUUGCUCUCGACGCUCUCAUCGUUUUGUACCAGGCGGAUAUUCGUUUAAAAAAGAUUUUGGACGUAGAGUCGCGGGACUCUGCGCUGCGAUCUUCUCGACGAGGCUUUCUUCCACAAACUUCAUUGGAAGAUUUGGAGCUCCAUGAAAUCUUUCCACCGCUUCGUCCCUUGGUCACGGACGACACAGAGGAAACACAUCCGGCACGUCGGCAUCUGGCACGUCUGGCCGACAACUUGCAAUCACAUGUAGCCGGCCUAUCGCAGUGGGCAGCUCUGCAGCACGUUGAACAGGACCAACACGCGAAACGGCGACGCACGGAUCCGUCUAAGUAA
Molecule: messenger RNA, 957 nt
Organism: Malassezia restricta
Lineage: Eukaryota; Fungi; Basidiomycota; Malasseziomycetes; Malasseziales; Malasseziaceae
Exons: 1
Coding region: 1-957 (318 amino acids)
Source: RefSeq, a predicted model, not a curated record